ACGCGAAGCAUUUCGGUGAACGAAGAAGAGGAACAAGAGGAAGGAUAUCAAGUUUGGGAGAAGGUGGGGGUGGAAAAGAAUGCAACGACCUGUACGAAGGACACAAGGCUCCGACGACCCAGUGACAAGAUGCAGCCAGUCAACAUUCUUCAUCGAGUUCUUUUCGCUCUACUGAUAAUCGCCGUUACUACAUCAAUUGCUGGAAAGUUGCAGCCCGUCAAACUUCGCGGGACACGAAAUCGCUCUAUGCUGAGACGGAUUGCAAUCUUUCGCGAGGAAAAAUCGAAAGUUUGCUACGAUUUAGUUGGUUGCUUCGCGGAUCCGCCGCAGCAUUUAUCGAUAAAACGACCGCCUCAACAUCCUAGUGUAAUUCAAACUAGAUUCUUUCUCUAUACACGUGUAGACCGACAAAAUCCAGAGCCUUUACAGUACGGUGACGACUUGAGAUCCAUUGUACAUUCGCGAUUCAACGUUACCAAGCAUCUCAAAGUGUUGAUACACGGUUACAAGGGCAGUGGGAGUGAUAUCGGCGCUAUACUUGGCGCUAAUCUGCUCCUCGACAUAGAGGAUAUAAACGUCGUCGUCUUGGAUUGGACGAAAGGAGCGGGCACUACUUAUGGGGCUGCGGUGGCAAAUAGCGAACUGGUCGGCCGACAAUUGGCUUUGAUUCUGUUGGACACUAUUAAUUUAGGGAUUAAUCCCGACGACAUCCACGUGAUCGGUUUCAGCCUUGGCGCACAUGUGGCCGGCUGCGCCUCGGAAGUGUUGAAAAGAAAGAAUCUGCUUCUGGGUCGCAUAACAGGUCUCGAUCCAGCGUCACCGUUCUUCAGGCAUCACCUGUUUCGAGAAAAGUCGAGAAAAUUGGACGCUACUGAUGCUCAUCUCGUCGACGUGAUUCAUACCGACGGUUCUCCAGAUUUCGCGGAUGGCUUUGGUCUACUUAAACCGAUCGGACAUAUCGAUUUCUUCCCCAAUGGCGGCAGGGAACAACCUGGUUGCACCGAUGUUAAGAAUUCGGUGGUGGUCACUCAUUUCAACGAAGAGCUAUUGGAUCGAGAUAUAGCAUGUAGCCAUUUAAGAGCUUGGCAGCUCUUUGUAGAAAGCAUGCGUUCGCAAAAUGAAAAGUGCAAAUUUAUCGCAUGGCCUUGUGCACAAGGAGGAAUAUCUUAUGCAAAGGGAACAUGUUUCCCUAUGGAAUCAACCGAAUGGAAUCAAGAAAUGGGUUACGCGGCUAAUCAUGGACCCUUGGGAAUUUAUUAUCUAUCGACCAGAGCUGAAACUCCGUUUUGCGGUCAACCACUUAGAGCAUCAGUGAUGCUGUCUGAAAAUAUGCCAAAAAAAUCUGGUAUAUUAUUUUUCAAAAUUUUCCUUGGUAAUUCUACAACACUUUUUAAAAUCAAAUGCACCUUGCCGAAACAAAAAAACGAACAAAUGACAUUUCAUAAUAUUGCGGCAGCAGAAUUCGAUACUUUACAUGAAAAUACUGCAUCAAUCACCGGCAUUGUCUCGUAUCGACAUUUCGGGAAUAAUACAGAGGAAAAUAGUACAUCACAUCCAGAGAUGAAUAUGAUACUUUUCGAUAAACUUACCUUAGAAGAUCGUAAAGGCCACAGAUGGGAAUAUUGCAGAACAAAUACCGCAAUUAAUUCGAAUGAGAUGAAUGAAAUAUUGUAUGUAGAAUUGAAAAACGGACACUGUACGUUAUAAUGCAAUUCUGAUGUGAUUUUUUUAUUUGAAUAAAUAAAAUAUUU
Messenger RNA from Nylanderia fulva, 1751 nucleotides. RefSeq names its product pancreatic lipase-related protein 2. The record is from RefSeq and is a predicted model, not a curated record. Gene Ontology annotation, biological process: lipid catabolic process. Gene Ontology annotation, molecular function: lipase activity. Lineage: Eukaryota; Metazoa; Arthropoda; Insecta; Hymenoptera; Formicidae.